Molecule: messenger RNA, 527 nt
Organism: Lacerta agilis (Sand lizard)
Lineage: Eukaryota; Metazoa; Chordata; Lepidosauria; Squamata; Lacertidae
Product: cytochrome c oxidase assembly factor 4 homolog, mitochondrial-like
Biological process (GO): mitochondrial respiratory chain complex IV assembly
Cellular component (GO): mitochondrial intermembrane space
Source: RefSeq, a predicted model, not a curated record
ACAGAGCACCUCGCCAAAGACUCCUCCCGAAUCCACCAAGAUGUCAAGUGCCAACCCCUCGGGUCACAACUUGAUGGAAACCAAAAGUGGAGAGGAAGAGGAAGAUCCCUUUGACAAAAUGAUCUCCCGCACCGGUUGCGCCUCUUUCCACUAUGCGGUGCAGGAGUGCAUGGCUGAACAUCAGGACUGGCGGAAAUGCCAGGAGCAGGUGUGGAGCUUCAAGGAUUGCAUGAUGGAACAUGAGAGGCAGAGGAUGGCAGAGCUCCACAGGAGACAGAAACAGCAUCAAUCACAAGCUGACAAGAACCAGCUUUGCACAAAGGGCAGUUCCCUUGCUUGGCUUGGCGGAAGUAUUUAGAUAUUGGUAGUGCAGCACAGAGGUUGAGUCCUGGGGAAACUGUUGCUGUGGGAGGUCGUUCAAAGAGAUGGGAAGUAACAGCAUGCAUUACUCUUGCAGUAACCCCUGGCUAAAUUCUUCUGGUUUUUUUUAACAGAACAAGCAAAACUUACUUUCUUGCCAAAAAUAA